ACAAUUUCAAGAAUCGGACAGCGAGGCAGAUGGACAACCGACCAUAGUUGAAGAGGCAGCGAUACGAGAAUCAGCUUCUUUCCCUGAACCGUCUGCUGCUGCUGGGCCAAGACAGCUACCUCAGGACCUCCUAACCAACUCAAGACAGAACAAGAAAAGCAAGCAACAGCUGAAGAAAGGCCCCAUGAGAAGAAAAAGAUAUCAAUCCAAGAGAUGACACCAAGUGAUGUGCAGGAGCUAUUCGAAAGCGACCCAGAAGUAGAGGUGUAUGCAGAACUAUUCAAAGAAAAUGAGAUCGACGGGACAACUCUUCUUGAACUGGACGAAAAGAUGCUGAAAGAAGAGCUUGGAAUUCAAGCCCUGGGAGCAAGAAUGAAGAUAAAGAGGAAGAUUUCGUCACUGAUAAAUCUUGAUGGGGUCCAGGCAAGACCAACAGUGCCAAUGUCGUCAAAGCUUGCCCCGAUUAGGAACUUCAGAGUAGAGUACUAUGACGACACGUCGGUGACAGUUUCAUGGGGUCCAUCAAGGGACGAUCUAGAUGGGUAUAAGCUAGAAAUCGCGAAGACAGAAGAGCCAGCUCUAGUAGUACACAGACAGACGUUGCCUCCAGAAGAUACUUCGGUGACUUGCAGUUCUUUGCAAAAUUCCACAAGCUACACCAUCAAACUGACGGCCCUGGCUGGGAUUUUGGAAAGUGACGCUGCCGUUUUGACCAUCUUCACAAGCGAAGAAUACACAGACACCAUCGUACGCGAAGAAUACACAGACACCAUCGUACGCGAAGAAUACACAGACACCAUCCCAAAUCCAAGAGCAAGGUUUCGCAGCAGCCGAGCCGAGUCGACGUCAUCCCUUGAUUUUUUGACGGCCGGCCCGUUAUACCAGGAGCUGCGAAGUGAGCGGACUCCAUCCAUUCACAAGGGGGCACGGUACGAAACCCCGAUAGUCGUCUGGAAUUCUAAUCUUGGACAGAAUUGGUCAACCCUCCCUGAAGUCGUCAAGAGCAACGUCAGGUACGAGAUGUCCACACAGCAACGACAGCUGCAAGAAGCCAUCUUUGAAGUCUUGAAGACCGAGGGGUCAUACCUUCACAGUAUGACCAUCUUUGUCCAGCACUUUAUGUCGGAUGAAGAAUUGAGAAGGUCGAUCAAGUCAAGUGAGUACAAGGCGUUGAUGUCAAACUCGGGAGAAGUAUUGAAAGCAAGCCAGCUGUUCUUUAACGACCUGAAAGCACGACAGGAGAAGAAUGUGGUGGUCAAUGAUAUUUGUGACAUCAUCGUAAAGCAUGCCAAGAAGGGCUUCCUGGUUCCUUACAAGAACUACUGCAAGAACCUGCCUCUUCAGGAAAGCACCUUGAAGUCCCUCACUGAAGGAACGCAGAGUCAGGAAUUGAAUCAGAAUUUUUGCGAUGCCCUGAAGAAACUGGAGAUGGACGAAAGAUGCGGGAAGCUACCCUUCAGCUCGUUUCUCUUGCUACCGAUGCAGCGCAUCACUCGAUUCCCUCUGAUGGUGGAACGAAUCAUGAACAUGAGAGAGGCAGACACGAAGCUCUUUAACACAGCUUUGGACGCUCUCACAGCUGUAAGGAAUGUCUCCAAGCAGUGUAACCAAGCCACACGUAAAGAGCAACAGAUGAUAGAGCUAGAAGAUCUCGUGAAGAAGUUGGCUUUUGACAAAGUCAAUCCAAACUUCUCUCUUCUCAACAAAGAGCGUUCGAUCAUCAAACAGGGUGAGCUGACGUGGAUUCCAGAAAGAGGGAAGAAGACUAAGACUUACAUCGUACUCCUGACUGACUACUUGUUGGUGACUAAGAAGAAGGAAGAUAAGAAGGAAGGAGGUCGCCUGAGUCUAAGAAACUUCUGCAAGCGAGACCGUGUUGCCGUACGCGAAAUCGACAGCAUCUAUGACAGCUGUGAAGAUCUCUCAGUCGCAAAGAAGGAACAGAGAGGGUUCAUGUCCUGGUUCUGGUCCAAACCGGUAGAGGAGAACUUCAAGUUCAGCGUAACCCUCCUCGAGGACUGCAAAGGGAAGCAAGAAGAGAUGGUGUUCGCGGCGAAAACCCCAAGCGAGCUUACACGUUGGGUUGAGGCUUUCCAACAGCUAGGAACAGACGAGGAAGAAGGGAGGAUCUACCCGAAAGAGAACUGUCCCAUCGUUCGAGUCAUCCUCCGCAGGGAUCCAGAGGAGCCCGACGAGCUGGCCCUUGAAGAAGGAGACGCUCUCUUUGUCCUACGUAAGAAGCCAGACGGUUGGUGGUUUGGGGAGACCAUGCAUGACGAGAGACGAGGAUGGUUUCCGGCAACGGUGGUGGAAGAGGUCAGGGAAAGCGAUCACUUCCGGGGCAAGGAGCUUAGGAGGGAAUUCACACUGAGUCAGCUAAAAGAAGGACAGGACCAAGAAAUCGAUAAACACACGUACACCGUGCUCUACGACUAUGAAUCAGACGUGCCAGAAGACCUCAAAAUCAAGAAGGACCAGCGCCUAAAAAUCAUUGACUACAGAGACGGGAAAUGGUACAAGGCUCAGUCGUUGGAUACCUUGGAGGUGGGGUUGGUUCCAUUCAACUACGUGACACCUCUAAACGAACUGCAAGGACUGGAGUAAAUAUUGAAACCCAUUCCUUUUUUUUCGAAUCAUGUUAUACAUUUAGACAUGGUAGGCAACAAGAUAUAUUUUCAAAUUCAAAAUGUAAAUCAUUUAUUGUAUUCGUGUAUG
Branchiostoma floridae (Florida lancelet) is the source of this 2715-nucleotide messenger RNA. Its product is annotated as rho guanine nucleotide exchange factor 16-like. Lineage: Eukaryota; Metazoa; Chordata; Leptocardii; Amphioxiformes; Branchiostomatidae. Bases 214 to 2604 code for a protein of 796 amino acids. The transcript is spliced from 3 exons. The record is from RefSeq and is a predicted model, not a curated record. Gene Ontology annotation, biological process: activation of GTPase activity. Gene Ontology annotation, molecular function: guanyl-nucleotide exchange factor activity; protein binding.